UACACAAUAUUUAGUUCAAACCGUUGUUGUUUUUUUGUUCUUUGUAAUUUUUAAUACUUUUUGCAACUGCUGCACUUUGCGCAAGUUGCACGCACUAACAACCUUUUGGAAAAUGGCCAAGCCAGGGCGAGCAAAAUUUUCAUUCGUUAAAAGUAAAGUGAUUCCCAAGAAGUUAGUCAAUUUGCAGAGCAAAAGAGAUCGAAAAAAGGUUGUCAAGGUUGUGACUUCCGGCGAAAGCCACAUAACUAGUACAGUGAGCAACCUGAGUCAUAGUACGGAUUCCGACGAGCAUAUCGCAUCCACCGCCCCAAGUGUCUGGAGCACUUCAGUACCCAUUCCUCCUUCUUCCCAACGAAGAAUGCCCAAACAGAAUGUUCGCAGAUCGGUGGUCUCCAUAAGUACGUUACCAUCGAAAAAGUCAAGUAGCGCAGUCAAAAGAAAAUUAUCUUAUAUUGACGAAGAGCCGUUUCAUUUAUAUAAGCUUAGGAAGCUGGAAGCCAGCGCGGAAACUCAGCUUAAAAUAGUUCAUUCACAUCCGCACUUAACUAGUUCUACGGACAGCGUGGAGGAAGCGAGCAAUCAGAGUGAUGGCGAUAAAAUGGACUCGGAAAUGGGAAAUACCUCGGAUCACGAAGGCCAGAUGAGUGUAUCCUCCGACUCGAACAUAAGGAUGCGCUUUGAUAUCCUCCAAACCCUCAGGAAUAUUCCCGAUUGGGACGAACUUAGUGAUAUCGGGACUUCGGAUCAGAAUCAGGGCAUCGAUAAGAGUGUGGAAAUGCAGCAGGUGCCGGGCUCGGAACUAGAACAGUUACAGAUUCCACUGGCCCGCAGGUCGUUGUCCUCGUCGGCGGAAAGCCUCAUUCCCAGCGAGACCAAUUAUGAAGCACCUUCCUCGCAAAACGAUGACGAUGUGCAAGGUCCGGAGAUACCAUCGCCCUCAGGAUUAGAGUCUGAUGACGAAAGCGAUUGGAGACGGCUGGGAAUGCAAUUCAAAUCGAGUCAUGUGGCCACUUUUAAGGACAUUACAUCUGUGUCCCGGUCCUCCAUAGCUAGCCUCAAUUCCAUCCGUACGACUCUUUCCAUCGGUCAACUGGUCCAAAGCUAUCUGGAUGGGCUUAUUGAGAAAGUUGUGGACAUAUUCGUUAAUUCAGAAUAUUUGCGGAAGAAAAAUCUGGACAAAAGUAAGCUAAUGAAUCGCCUGCUCAAGGAAGUCGACGAUCACCACUGGGAGAGCCACGACAACAAUUUGCUGACCAAACGCCUGGCCGAACACCACCUGCGUCGAUUUAAGUACUCCCUCGUAACGCCGAGCAGCAGAUCCCACAUCAACGAAUCCCAUCUGAGGCGAUACAUGGGUGCCCUAAACGAAUUGGAUCAUUGGCUUCACAGGACACGACAGGCUGAACAGAUGCACCUGGCUGAAAGGGAACGACUGCUGGCGGAAUUGGAGCGGAUGCAACUGGAGGACAACGAGAAGGUCGAGAGGCUGGAGGAGAUCUUCAGAAGCACCAUACUUCGGGGCACCCAACCGUCUGAACGCCUUCGCCUUGUAACGGAAACCGCUCUUAAACAUAUGAGAGCAAAACGCGAUGCGUUGUCUGCCACACGACUGAUUUUGAUCAUAAAGCAGCAUGACAAUUCCUACAUUAAAAAGAAAGUCGAUGAGAUUGAGGCGAUUUCUGGAGAGGUCAAAUUGGAAACCUAUCUGUCCGCGGAUAACGACGUUCAGCAGAUGGUAACCACUCUAAACCAUAAAAACGCUGAGCUGGAACGAAUGUGUACGCUGGUGAAAACCAAAAUCCAUACCAUUUCCCAUCUGCGAUGUCGACGGAAACUGCUGAAUCGCAGAUUCAGGGAGGCCAAAGAUGAGUUACGAGAAAGGCGGAAAAGGCAAAUAGCAUUGCGCGAUGAAGUAUAUAAUUGUAAUCUGACACACAAUAAACUUCUUGACCAGAUCAAAGAAGUCCGUCGUGAGGGUGGCAUUAUGUGCUAUCCCAAGUUGUUGGCCGAUUUUGAUCGGACCGAGAAGUUUAUUGCCAUCAAACAGGAGAGUAUUGAGGAACUGAAGACCCAAUAUGACAAUUUGCUGAGGAGAAUCGACAAGAUCGAACUAAAGAUUCUGGAGUCUAAUAAGAGUGAAAUCAUGUCAAGGUCGGAUUAAGUUUGUAUGUAAGAUGCAGGGGUCUUGGCCAAAAAAUAAAUCAAACAAAUCUUCAACAAA
Drosophila sechellia is the source of this 2221-nucleotide messenger RNA. RefSeq lists its product as uncharacterized. Gene Ontology annotation, biological process: cilium assembly. The coding region runs from base 113 to 2161 and encodes 682 amino acids. Gene Ontology annotation, cellular component: ciliary basal body; axoneme. The record is from RefSeq and is a predicted model, not a curated record. NCBI's taxonomy places the organism in Eukaryota, Metazoa, Arthropoda, Insecta, Diptera, Drosophilidae. The transcript has 4 exons.